Ordospora colligata OC4 is the source of this 627-nucleotide messenger RNA. RefSeq names its product regulatory complex subunit of 26S proteasome. Bases 1 to 627 code for a protein of 208 amino acids. The transcript has a single exon. NCBI's taxonomy places the organism in Eukaryota, Fungi, Microsporidia, Ordosporidae. The record is from RefSeq and is a predicted model, not a curated record.
AUGCCUGAAACUAUUGUUGUGAUCUUUGAUAAUGGAAUGUUUUCUCAGAAUCAAGAUUACCUUCCAAGCAGGUUCGUAGCACAGCAGGAGGUUGUAGAGUCAUUGAUAUCAAGAAAGUUUGAAGAUAACCAAGAGAAUACAAUAGGAAUUGUCCCUCUAGUACAAGUCCAAGCAAAUGAUAUUGUGACACCAACUAAACAGAGAUCAUAUAUAAAGACCUUCUUGAAUAAGAUUAUGCUCAAUAGCAAGACAGACAUUAUGAACUGUCUGUCGCAAUGUAUCCACAUAUUCAACCAGAGAGAUGCACCUGGAUGCACAUUAGUGGUUCUUCUUGGAACAAAGAUGAAGGAUGUGCCUACAGAUGAGCUAUUUGCAAGGAUUUACGAGAUACUGACACUUGGGAUCAACAUCAAAAUGGUGUUUUUUGGAGAGGCAUUGGGAAUGUCUGAGUCGUUCAAAAAGAUAGGGCUAACAAGCUUUUCUUGUAUAGAUAUUGAACCUAAUGAAGAUUUAUCAACUCAGGCACUUUCUUUUAUAUGUGGAGGUGGCAUUUCUGAUGAAGAUGAUCCGGAGCUUGCAGAAGCCAUCCGACUUUCUCUUGAAGAGCAUCAGAGGCAGAAGAAGUAA